Chrysochloris asiatica (Cape golden mole) is the source of this 2432-nucleotide messenger RNA. It is a transcript of the gene SUPV3L1, whose product is annotated as suppressor of var1, 3-like 1 (S. cerevisiae). Gene Ontology annotation, cellular component: mitochondrial degradosome. The record is from RefSeq and is a predicted model, not a curated record. The transcript is spliced from 15 exons. Lineage: Eukaryota; Metazoa; Chordata; Mammalia; Afrosoricida; Chrysochloridae. Gene Ontology annotation, biological process: RNA catabolic process; mitochondrial RNA 3'-end processing. Gene Ontology annotation, molecular function: ATP binding; hydrolase activity, acting on acid anhydrides; RNA helicase activity. Bases 53 to 2395 code for a protein of 780 amino acids.
CCACGCCGUGUCCCCCGGCUGCUCCGUAUUCCCUUUAGAGCCUGCGGCCUCCAUGUCUUUACCCCGGUGUUCCCUGUUGUGGGCUCGGCUCCCGGCGGGGCGUCAGGCUGGUCACCGGGCAGCUGUCUGCUCUGCCCUGCGCGCCCACUUUGCACCCUUCCCUGGGGCUCUGGGGCGCGUUCCUGCCGUUGCCGCCGCUUCUUCCUCUACCUCCGGUGGCUCCAAAGCCCCGAACACGUCCUUAUUUGUGCCUCUGACGGUGAAACCUCAGGGCCCCAGUGCGGACGGGGACGUUGGGGCCGAGCUCACCCGGCCUCUGGACAAGAAUGAAGUGAAAAAGAACUUAGACAAGUUUUACAAGAGGAAAGAAAUUCAGAAACUGGCUGCUGAUUAUGGACUUGAUGCUCGUCUCUUCCACCAAGCUUUCAUAAGCUUCCGAAAUUAUAUCCUGCAGUCUCAGUCUCUGGAUGUGGACAUCCACAUUGUUCUGAAUGAUAUUUGUUUCAGUGCAGCUCAUGUGGAUGAUAUAUUUCCAUUUUUCUUGAGACAUGCGAAACAGAUAUUUCCUGUGUUGGAAUGUAAGGAUGAUCUGCGGAAAAUCAGUGACUUAAGAAUACCACCAAACUGGUACCCAGAUGCCAGAGCCAUGCGACGGAAGAUAAUCUUCCAUUCGGGCCCCACCAACAGUGGAAAGACUCAUCAUGCGAUCCAGAAAUACUUGUCAGCAAAAUCCGGAGUAUACUGCGGUCCUUUAAAAUUGCUGGCACAUGAAAUCUUUGAAAAGAGUAAUACUGCUGGGGUGCCAUGUGACUUGGUAACUGGUGAAGAGCGGGUGACGGUAGAACCAGAUGGGAAACAGGCCGCCCAUGUUGCUUGUACUGUUGAGAUGUGCAGUGUUACAACUCCUUAUGAAGUAGCUGUGAUUGACGAAAUUCAAAUGAUUAAAGAUCCAGCUAGAGGAUGGGCCUGGACAAGAGCACUUCUAGGACUCUGUGCCCAAGAAGUCCAUCUGUGUGGAGAAUCUGCUGCAAUUGACCUGGUGACUGAGCUCAUGUACACGACUGGGGAGGAAGUGGAGGUUCGAACAUAUAACAGGCUUACCCCCAUUUCUGUACUGGAUCAUGCGUUAGAAUCUUUAGAUAAUCUUCAACCUGGGGACUGCAUUGUCUGUUUUAGCAAGAAUGAUAUUUAUUCUGUGAGUCGGCAAAUUGAGAUUCGAGGAUUGGAAUCAGCUGUUAUAUAUGGCAGUCUCCCACCUGGGACCAAACUUGCUCAAGCAAAAAAAUUUAAUGAUCCCGAUGAUCCCUGCAAAAUACUGGUAGCUACAGAUGCGAUUGGCAUGGGACUGAAUUUAAGUAUAAAAAGGAUUAUCUUUUACUCCCUUAUAAAACCUAGUAUUAAUGAAAAGGGAGAGAAGGAAAUGGAACCUAUUACUACUUCUCAAGCCCUGCAGAUUGCUGGCAGAGCUGGUAGAUUCAGCUCGAAAUUUAAAGAAGGAGAGGUUACAACCAUGACUCGAGAGGAUCUGAAUUUACUAAAAGAGAUUUUGAAUAGGCCUGUGGAACUUAUAAAGGCAGCUGGUCUUCAUCCAACUGCUGACCAGAUUGAAAUGUUUGCCUAUCAUCUCCCUGAUACAACACUUUCUAAUCUCAUUGAUAUUUUUGUAGAUUUUUCACAAGUUGAUGGGCAAUAUUUUGUCUGCAAUUUGGAUGAUUUUAAAUUUUCUGCAGAGUUGAUCCAACAUAUUCCGUUAAGUCUCCGAGUGAGGUAUGUUUUCUGCACAGCGCCUAUCAACAAGAAGCAGCCUUUUGUUUGCUCUUCAUUGUUACAGUUUGCCAGGCAGUUUAGCAGGAAUGAGCCCCUGACUUUUGCAUGGCUACGCCGAUAUAUUAAAUGGCCAUUACUUUCACCUAAAAAUAUUAAAGACCUCAUGGAUCUUGAAGCUGUUCACGAUGUCUUGGAUCUCUACCUGUGGCUAAGCUACCGAUUUUUGGACAUGUUUCCAGAUGCCAGCCUUAUUCGAGAUCUCCAGAAAGAACUAGAUGGCAUUAUCCAAGAAGGUGUACACAACAUCACUAAAUUGAUUAAAAUUUCUGAAUCACAUAAGCUGUUGCAUUUGGAGAACUUGCCAGCAGGGAGCCAGUCUCAUUUGUCAAGCACUUUAAAGAACCAAGCUAGAAGGAAGCGUGCCACCAAAACUCCAGGGCUGAAAGCUGCUGAGCCCCACAGCCCCGAGGCAGGAGACAAAUCCCUUGCUUCCAGAUUGGUGCAGCAAGGACUCCUCACGCCAGACAUGCUGAAGCAGCUGGAGAAAGAGUGGCUGACACAACAAACUGAACCUGGCAGUUACUCAAAAGGAACAAGGAGAAAGAAGAAGGAGCCUGACACGGAUUAGUUUUUUGUUUUUUAACUUUACAAAUAAAAAUCUAUUU